Chinchilla lanigera (long-tailed chinchilla) is the source of this 435-nucleotide messenger RNA. RefSeq names its product cytosolic thiouridylase subunit 1 (gene Ctu1). Gene Ontology annotation, molecular function: tRNA binding. NCBI's taxonomy places the organism in Eukaryota, Metazoa, Chordata, Mammalia, Rodentia, Chinchillidae. Gene Ontology annotation, biological process: tRNA wobble position uridine thiolation. The record is from RefSeq and is a predicted model, not a curated record. Gene Ontology annotation, cellular component: cytosolic tRNA wobble base thiouridylase complex; mitochondrion.
AAAGCUGAGGUCAGGUGGAGCCCUCUCUCCUGAUGGGAGAAAGGAACUGCUCAAUGAUGGCAGUGCGUUCAUUCAUACACUUGGCGGAGGGAUGUCACGUGACGCCCCUCUGCCUAGCAACCUGUUUGCUCGGAUUGCCUCCGGCCUCUGGGCUCUCCUCGUUCUCACAGCUGGAACAGUCUCUUCACGUGGCUCAGCUUAGGCGCACUGCAGCUCUGAGUGAUCUCCAGCUUCAGCCAUUCCCCACAGCCUCAUGGUACAGACAGUAACAAUACAGUCAUCAAAUAACUCUGAGCAUUCUGGGACGCCGUCCAGCAGCCUCCCCGCAGUCCAGCUUCCCGCGUCACCCGCUUCUCUCUCCCGUCCAGGAGACGCCGCCCCUCCCGCUGACCCCGCGAUGCCCGCCCCGACCUGCGCCUCCUGCCGCUCGGCCCG